This is a messenger RNA of Hippoglossus stenolepis (Pacific halibut), 2424 nucleotides long. RefSeq names its product mucin-5AC-like. The coding region runs from base 1 to 2424 and encodes 807 amino acids. Gene Ontology annotation, molecular function: oxidoreductase activity, acting on metal ions. NCBI's taxonomy places the organism in Eukaryota, Metazoa, Chordata, Actinopteri, Pleuronectiformes, Pleuronectidae. The record is from RefSeq and is a predicted model, not a curated record. The transcript has 6 exons.
AUGCCGUCUACCCUCUUCUGUUUGGGGGUGGGUGUGGUCUUAUUCUCGCUGGCUCCGCCCACCCGGUCGUUUUCCCGCGGUGCCAGCCGCACCUCCUGUCAAGAAAUGAUUCCCGGUCACAUUCGUGCUCAACCCCAGGACCCGCAGCGCAGCUUCGUCACCCUGCGCACAUCUGCCUCCUCUUACCUGCCAGGACAAUUAAUUACAGUAACUGUCCGAAGCUCUCGGGACUUCAUGGGUUUCCUGCUCCAGGCCCGGAGCGUGGAGGGGUCCGGGGGCAGGGCUGGAGCCGGGGGCAGAGCUGGAGCUGGAGUCAGGGCCAGAAGUGGAGUCGGAACAGGCAUCAGGUCCACAAGAGCCGGCCCAGUGGUGAUGGGUGGCUCCUGGACGCUCACUCCUCCUGGAACUCACACCCUGCGCUGCCUCUCAGAAGGCGACACCCUCACCCACUCUGAUAAACAGCUGAAGAGAAACCUUUCGUUUGUGUGGAGAGCUCCUGAUGCACCCAUGGGUGACAUACGUUUCUACAUCACAGUGGUGCAGUCGUACUUUGUGUAUUGGGCAGGUAUUGAGUCUGCAGUGGUGCAUGAUGGGAGUCGCAGCUCUUGGAGUGGGAGCAAAACCACAAAGGUUGAUGGAGAAACUCCAACUUCUGCACUGCAGGAAUAUGAAGUUACUGCUCUGCCAGCUCUCAGAGCCUACAGCGCAUCAAACAAACCAACAAAUGAGACAGCCAACCCUGCUACUACCACAGGACACAGUCUACCAAGAAGCAGUGGAACCCAACGCUACAGGUCCCUGGAACCAGUCACCCGUCCCAGCCUUGGCAGAGACCACCUGACCAACCAGGCAGUUCAAACCUCCCAAUUCAAAUCCCUUCCCCAUUCCAUCACAAUUUCAACCCCAUCCCAGGCCCAACCUAACAAACCCUACAAGUCUGUGAGUGAUAUAACCAAACCUCAGGCUGAAACCAGUCCAUCCAACCCUCAGCUUCAAACAACUGCCCCUCUGAGGAGCUACACCAAAGCUCUGUCCCAAACUAUCCCCACUCAAACUCCCCAGACAGACCAAUCCCAUUCGGACACACCACCUGAGGCUCAGAGUAUCUCUCCCCUACCACAGCCCCAUUCCCAAACUGGUGCAGCCCCAGACUUCACCUUUGAAUUGAAGCAAACUCAAUCCUCAGUAACUCCUACAUCCUUGAACUCUCUACUUCUCACAUCAAGGUUUUACCCAGUCUUUGCUACAAAUCAGGGAAAAGAGGUCACAAAUCAUCAGUUUCAAACAAAUAUCAAAACCACUACCGUAAUUUUCCCUUUCCCCUCAACCACUCCGUCACCUAUGUCUUCCGGGUCUACCCUUCAAUCUUCAGCCUCGUCUUCCUCUCCUCGUUUGCCUCCAUCUACUCUUAUCAAUCCUAGAUCUACCACUCCUCUUUAUCCCUCUAGAAGUUCCACCGAGGUAAGGGUACAUCCAUCUUUAAGAUCAACAUUGUUCACCCAUUCCUCAUCCUCCUCUUUAAAAAAACAACCCAAAACAGCUCCUGCACGAUCUGCUCCUCCUUCCCCAAUUUCUGUUCCUCCUCAUUUCCCAGCUGUCCAACCUUCCCCUACUUAUCCUGUGCCGUACUCAAACUCUUCCGACAACCCAUCACCAGCUCCCCUGUUUCCCCCGGUCCCCUCAACUAAUCCUUCCUCGUCUCCCUUUACCUCUUCGAAGUUGAACACAGGUUCGACCUUUUCCUCAUCCUCUUCUUCCGCCAUCUCAUCAGCCCUCCCCUCCACUGACUCAUCCACCUCUUCCACACCCUCUGCUUCACCUUCACCUCCUCCUUUGACUGGACUAGCAUCUUCCUUCUCACUGGGUUCCUCGUUUUCUACGUCCUCCCAGUCUACCUCCCCUCACCUAGGACCCUCUCCAGCUCCCCUUCGCUCUCUCUACAACCCCCCCAUGUCCUCUCCUUCCCCUGUGCCCUCCCAGAAGCUGACCAUGGGCCAGAGUCUGCUGAUCCAGAAUCACAUUGCCCCAUCAGAUCCUCAGCCCGACCUCACCCCAGCAACACAGAGAACAGUGGUUCAUCCGAAUCCUGAACCUCAUCCAAACCUCGACCCAAACUUCAAACUAAAUCUCGGUUACGAGUUGAAAACACACCUUCCCAAAACUGAUACUAAACCAAAACGUCCUCCCAAUCCCCCUGGAACUCCAGACAAAGAGGGGAAGUAUCCAGACAUUAUCCCCAGACACAGUGCCUGGGAGCUGGGCAUGCUGCUGGGCUGCUCAGCUGGCUUAGGCAUGGUGCUGGUGGUUGGGGUGAGGUACAUGUACCGGCAGGCCUGUGGUAAACGGACAGAGGUGACGCUGAACGACAGGGAGAGAGAACACGAGGAUGACAAACACCAUGUGGUGGACACUCUUUUCACAUGA